CGCGAACUCCGCUGAAGCCUUUCAAAUCUUCCCAAUCUCGUGCGCUCCGACGAGGCUCCGGCGGCCACAUCGGCGCGCCCAGCGCGGUGGCAGCGGAGACCAAGUGUGAGGCUGUGACGGCGAGGAGCUUAUCCUGUGUAGCGCGGCUGUGCGCGAGGCGAGCACGUCCGGAAGCGGCGCAUUUCCCGAUCGCAGCCGACGCCGAGCAGGAAUGGAAGCUGCAAUACCCCUCGGGCUCGCCCUUCCCCGAGGCAGCACCGGCAUCUGCAGCUUCUCCGUACUGCUCAACUCCGCGACCAAGCCCAACCUCAGCUGCUUCGGCAGGGUCCCCGGAAAGCUCCCGCUUUUCCCGUCCCGCGCCGUCUCCGAGGACCGCGCCGACGCCACGCCGCAGUGGCAACUCGACUUUCUUGGGGCGAGCGCGGUGACCCCCGACACGCCUGAGGACGAGGAUGAGGAGGACCUCCUCCCAGCCGAGGCCACCGACUGGUGCGUCCGCGCGCGCCGCUCUGCCCUGCGCUCCAUCGAGGAGCGGGGCCUCGCGCCCUCGCUGCAGCGGAUGGUGUCACCGCCCAAGAAGAAGAAAAAGAAGAAGACUGCCAAGAAGAAAGAACUCAAGAAGGCGGCCGCCGAGCUCAAGCGCCGCAAUAAGCAGGUGGAUGACGCAGAGGGAGACGAAGAUGACGACGAUGAUGUCGUUGAUGAUUUGCAGAACAUGGACGACCUGGAGCUCCGGGUCGCACAGUUCGCCGACGGCAUGUUCGACGAAAAGCGCCAGAGAAACAGGGAGACCUUCGUCCAGACCUUGUCCAGGUUCUCGGCCGCACCUUCCAACCGGAGCAAAGAGGUGUCCUUGAACCGCUCCAUCGUCCAGGCGCAAACUGCCAACGAGGUGCUGGACCUCACCGCAGAGGUGAUCACCGCUGUCGCCAAGGGUCUCAGCCCCUCGCCGCUCACGCCGCUCAACAUCGCCACUGCGCUCCACCGCAUAGCGAGGAACAUGGAGGCGGUGUCCAUGAUGCAGACGCACCGGCUUGCCUUUGCACGCCAGAGGGACAUGUCCAUGCUCGUGGGUCUGGCCAUGGUGGCCCUGCCAGAGUGCUCGCCGCAGGGUGUCUCCAACAUCGCCUGGGCUUUGUCCAAGAUUGGUGGUGACCUGCUAUACCUGCCGGAGAUGGAUCGGAUAGCUGAUGUGGCCAUGUCCAAGGUUCAAGACUUCAAUGCACAGAACGUUGCCAAUGUUGCAGGAGCAUUCGCUUCCAUGCGCCAAUCAGCACCGGGGCUUUUUUCAGCACUGGCCCUGAGAGCUGCACAAAUACUGCAGACAUUCAAGGAGCAAGAGCUUGCUCAAUUCUUGUGGGGUUGUGCUUCUCUAAAUGAGUGCCCCCAUCCCCUGCUUGAUGCACUGGAUACUGCUUUUCAGAACGAUACCAGUUUUCAGUGCCAUGUAUCUGAUUUAAAAUCAAGCGCGCAUCAGAGUUCAGCAGAAGAAGAACUUUCUGGUGGAGAAGAUGGUAGCACUAGCAGUGCCCGUACACUGAACUUCAGCCGAGAUCAGGUUGGGAAUAUUGCUUGGUCCUAUGCUGUCAUUGGGCAAAUGGACCGUCCAUUCUUUUCACAUAUGUGGAAAACUCUGAGUCAAUUCGAAGAGCAAAGAGUUUCCGAUCAGUAUAGAGAAGACAUGAUGUUUGCUUCACAAGUUUACCUGGCAAACCAGUCUUUGAAGCUUGAAUACCGAGAUCUUGGACUGUGCUUAAGAAGUGAUCUUGAGGAGAAAGUAACAAAAGCUGGAAAGAGCAAAAGGUUCAAUCAGAAGACAACCUCUUCAUUUCAAAAGGAGGUUGGCCGUCUUCUCUAUAGUACAGGGCAUGAGUGGGUUAGAGAAUAUGCAAUCGAUGGUUACACUGUUGAUGCCGUGUUAGUUGAUGAGAAGCUUGCAUUUGAGAUAGAUGGGCCAACACACUUCUCUAGGAAUUUAGGUACACCAUUAGGCCACACAGCAUUUAAACGACGCUACAUUACUGCUUCUGGGUGGAAGUUGGUUUCCUUGUCUCUUCAAGAGUGGGAGGACCUACAAGGUGAGUUUGAACAAUUGGAAUAUUUGAGGAGAAUAUUAGACAUAGAAGCUGAAUAAGCGCAACACUUUGGGCAGUGGAGAAUAAGCAAGAAGGCAUCUGCUUUUACAAGAGUACUCAUUUUACAACCACACUGGCCUUCCCAAAAGUCCAGUCCACUUUCCUUGUACAUUUUGUGAACCUGUCUCAAAACAGAAGUACUCUACUGAACCCUGGAAAGUUAGGAGUUAGCUGAGCAUUGGUAAUGAGAAAUACAGUUUAAACUUCAAACUAAUGUGUGCUAUGUUAGUUUUCGGUGAGCUAUUUUGUACCAGAGAAGAUUGAAAUAAAGUAUUGCUAAAGCCAGGAAUUCUUGAAAUAUCAUUGCUUGUCAGCAUAUAUGUAUAUCAUACUAUAAACAAUGCAACGGGCAAUAAACUCAUUACAGAGGUUUCUGCACACUGCAA
Messenger RNA from Sorghum bicolor (sorghum), 2521 nucleotides. RefSeq names its product RAP domain-containing protein, chloroplastic. Gene Ontology annotation, cellular component: mitochondrial matrix; chloroplast; ribonucleoprotein granule. Lineage: Eukaryota; Viridiplantae; Streptophyta; Magnoliopsida; Poales; Poaceae. Bases 212 to 2134 code for a protein of 640 amino acids. Gene Ontology annotation, biological process: mitochondrial RNA processing; chloroplast rRNA processing; regulation of mitochondrial mRNA stability. The record is from RefSeq and is a predicted model, not a curated record. The transcript is spliced from 3 exons. Gene Ontology annotation, molecular function: RNA binding.